CGAUGCUUUCCCACCUUUAAUCCAAAAUAAAGACUAAAACAGAGCAAUGCAAAUGCCGUAAUUUUUGAUAUAACUAGUGUAAAUUUUCUAAGACUCCGCCGCUGAAGCGCCCCAGAUGAGCACCAUGGAUUGCGCCAUGUUCCCCAUGCAUCCCAAGAUGGACGAGCAGCUUUCCAAAGCGUUCACCUCCAACGAGGAGGAGGAGGAGAAGCACAUCCAAAAGGUGCAGAACGCCUUCCUCUAUUACGGGCCUUAUGCGUGCCAGCGGCUAAAGCGCUCCAUGGAUUACCUGGACAGCCUAUCUGGCGAGGAUCAGCACAUGCUGUCCAAGUAUAGAGGACAUCUGGAGUGCGUGCGCACGUGUAUCGAUCGCAACCAGGCGGUCAUCCGGGAGAUUUUGCGGGAGCGUGUGCUCUAUCCGGCAGAAGAAUCGACAGAAAACUCGACGGACCGGUGGGAGUUUGAUGAGCCGCCGCCGAACGUGAGGCACGGUGAUAUGGACCAGAAUGAUAUUCCAUUCGAUGAAGCUGACGUUGAACCUCUCAAAAUUUUAAAGGCCCAGUCGACAUUGAAGUUGAUUGCGCGCGACUGGAGCACCGAUGGCGCCCUGGAGCGGGAGCAGUCCUACAAGCCCAUCAUCGACAGCAUCGUUGAGUACUACAAGCCCGGCGAUUACGAGCUGAAGGAGAUUAAGAUCCUGGUGCCUGGAGCGGGAUUAGGACGGCUCACCUACGAGCUGGCAUGCUUGGGAUACUCGUGCGAGGGGAACGAGUUCUCCUAUUUUAUGCUGAUUGCUUCCAACUUUGUCCUCAAUCUCUGCGACUACGAGAACAAGUACGUGCUGUACCCGUGGGUGCAUCAGUAUGUGAACAACCUGAGGCGCGAGGAUCAGGUGACCGCCGUUCGCUUCCCCGAUGUCUGCCCGCUGAAGAAUCCGCCCAAGGGCCAUUUUGAAAUAGCCGCUGGGGACUUUCUGGAGGUUUACAAGACGCCGCACACCUACAACUGUGUGGCAACGUGCUUCUUCAUCGAUUGCGCCAAUAACGUAAUUGACUUUAUACGCACCAUUUACAGAAUUCUCGUGCCUGGUGGCAUAUGGGUGAAUCUCGGACCGCUGCUGUACCACUACAGUGACGUCAGCGGACAGAACAGCAUUGAGCCGACGUUCGAGGACAUUUGCAUCAUCAUGGAGAGUGUAGGCUUUGUGAUCGAGAAAUCGCGCACAGGCAUUCGCACCAAGUACGCCCAGAAUCCGUCGUCGAUGAAGCAGAGCGAGUAUCAGAGCCUAUUCUGGGUCUGUCGCAAGCCGGAUCCGUUUGAGGAGCAGCGGGGAAAGCGCAAGGCCUCUCGGGAGCCACACGAUCUCAUUGUGCGCGAGGACAGCGAGGAGGAGCAGCUGAAUCAGCAGGCCACGGCCGCGGCCAACGAUGAUACUGAUGUGGCCCAGCCAACGUGAUAGUCUUUCAAUCCAAACCCAACCCCACAACCGAACCCAAAUCUGAAUCCAAACCCACCUACGGAUGCCAUCACCAACACCUUAAUCAUCAUUAAGCCACAGGCAAGACAGUGAACUCGAGUUGACACAACAAUAUUACGAUGUUGUAGAUUAAAUGUUAUGCCUCUAUUCAGUAAAAAUCUUUUUUUGUAGACCAAUUUCGAAAUAUACAAAUUGAAGCAGCUUUUUUGCUGUAAAAUCGUGCAAAUACAAAACAGAGUGUUUCGAAAUAGGCCACUCAAAUAUACCAAAACAAAACAUUUAAAUAAAUAAAUAAUUUUUAUU
Messenger RNA from Drosophila elegans, 1780 nucleotides. Its product is annotated as carnosine N-methyltransferase. The record is from RefSeq and is a predicted model, not a curated record. Gene Ontology annotation, molecular function: S-adenosylmethionine-dependent methyltransferase activity. The coding region runs from base 116 to 1456 and encodes 446 amino acids. Lineage: Eukaryota; Metazoa; Arthropoda; Insecta; Diptera; Drosophilidae. The transcript has 6 exons.